CUAUUUGAUCGAUCCCGGAUGGCCCCGAAGACUCCCAUUAAAAAUGAACCAGUUGAUCUAUCAAAGCAAAAAGGCUGCACCCCAGAAAGAAAUCCAAUUACACCUGUUAAGCUCAUUGACAGACCUCAGCCUGACCCCUGGACCCCCACUGCUAACCUGAAGAUGCUUGUUAGUGCUGCUAGCCCUGACAUGAGGGACAGGGAAAAGAAGAAAGAGCUCUUCAGACCUAUAGAAAACAGUGAGCAGAAUGACAUGUCUGAUUGUUUACAGUAUGAUAUGGUAGACGACAGCACGGUUGAUGAAUUUGAAAAGCAGAGGCCCAGCAGAAAACAGAAAAGCUUAGGACUCUUGUGCCAAAAGUUUCUAGCUCGAUAUCCAAGUUACCCAUUGUCAACAGAAAAAACUACUAUUUCUUUGGAUGAAGUGGCUUCAAUUCUUGGAGUUGAGCGGAGACGAAUCUACGAUAUAGUGAAUGUCCUGGAGUCAUUGCACUUGGUUAGCCGUGUGGCCAAGAACCAGUACUGCUGGCAUGGCCGGCACAACUUAAGUCAAACUCUGAAAAGGCUUCAGGAAGCAGGAGAGCAGCAGUAUGGAGAGCUCAUGGCCUUCUUUCAGCACAAGGAGCAAGACCUGGACUAUACAUUUGGAGAAAGGAAAAAGGAAACUAUUCCAGAGUCUCAAGACAGACUGCUGCUUGACUUUUCAGAACCAGAUUGCACCUCUGCAUCUGCAAACAGCAGAAAGGACAAGUCGUUGCGGAUUAUGAGCCAAAAGUUUGUCAUGCUGUUCCUUGUCUCCAAGACCAAGAUAGUCACUCUCGACAUCGCAGCAAAGAUACUGAUAGAAGAAAGCCAGGACACGGUGGACCACAGCAAAUUUAAAACAAAGGUACGAAGACUUUAUGAUAUUGCCAACGUUCUCACCAGCCUAGGCUUGAUAAAGAAAGUUCAUGUCACAGAGGAACGAGGGCGCAAGCCAGCCUUCAAGUGGAUUGGCCCUGUGGAAUUCAGAGGAAAGACAGAUGAGCCAAGAGGGCAUAGCCCAACAUGUGGUCAUCUACCAGAGAUGCAGAGAGAAGCCUGUGCCCCGUGUCAGACCUGUGCUAAUGGAAAGCAAAGAUUCACACGUCAUGCUUCGUUGAAUGGUGUACAGCCUUGUGAAGGUACCAAAAGGAAGGUCAUUUCCGAGCCUAACAGCUCACAUCAAGAGAAGCAAGCAUGUAUUGUGAAUUCAGAUGAAUAUUGUUCCAAAAUGGUAGAUCUGACGACUGUCUGUAGGCAGAAAAUAGAAGAAGCUAACAGGAAUAAAGCUUGUGCUACAGAAACGAUCUUAAAUUCAGGAAGGAACCCAAGCAUAACCUCGCCUUUCUCCCUUCUUCCGGUUCCAGGGGACUCUGAUUUUUGCCUUAAACCUUUGCCUCACGCGUUGUUGCCUGUGGCUCAAUCAGAUGAGCCGUGCCUCUUGCUGCCAAAUGGAGUCAGCAGCCAAGCUCUACAUCCUCCUGCUCCAGCAGCCUCCAAAACAGAAAAUGGAAAACCUACCCUGCUCCCCAACCAACCUUUCCUGUGCUUCCCCUCUUCUUCCCUUUUUAUGUUGUGUGGCAGUCUUCAGGAAAAUGUCUUGAGGGAGAACCACCCCAUUGCAGGAGACAUGGGAAACAGGAGUGCUGGGGAGCAAGACUCACCUCUAAAAGCACAGGGUGCUGUACCUCCAGUUAACUCCCAGAAACGCGGCUCCCACAAGUGCACGUCACCCUCUGCCCCUAUGGACAAUGAAGAGCCUGUUGCUAAAAAGCAGACCAUGGAACAGAGCAAUGUCCCUCUUUCACUUGUAGUACCCGAGAAGCCCUUUGAGUCACCUGAGGCAGAAGCUACCCUGGGAAGCAGCUGUACAUCUGCUGUACAUCUAGAAGCUUUUCAUCUUGACCUCACAGCUCCUGCUGCUCCAGAGGCUGCAGACAAGGAGACUACUAAGUCUUUAGAUUCUCAGGAGCAAGAAAAACCAUCUCAGAACAAAGACCCCGAUGAACCUUCUCCAGGAAAAGAGCACAUCUCUAAAGAAAACACCAAUCAACCCUUCCUACCACAAUAUCUCUAUGUUCAACCUACUGCUGGAUUAAGCAGUUUUAAUUUCCUGUUCUCGGCAAACCAAGCCCCUGGUGCUGUUGGUCUGGCUGCGAGCCAUUUACCCUCUCUGAGCGUCCCCUGUGUUGUGGUGCCAUCAGCAGCCUUGGCUUCCUUCCCGCUUGUCUGUUCUCCCACAAUUCCCAGCCCUCUUUCUCCAGUUCCCGAUGGUUCCUUCUGCGCUGCUGCCUCCAUGAAUUUAAGUAUGUCUGGCGUGGCAUCAACAACGCCUGUUUUCAUAGGCACCACAGCAGUGGUUUCUCCAAAGGUUUCACCUUCAGCAGAUCCCCAGCAACCAGCUCACCCCACUGCGCACUUCAGUCCUGUGCUAGCAAGGUCUUGCAGUACUGUUAAGCUGGACUCCCCUAUGUAUAUGGGGCAUCCUGUGACCCUUCUGAAACUGCAGCAGCCUUUGUCAACUCCCCUCACUCCUAAGAGCAUUCGUCCUGCGCAUCAUGAGGCAUUUUUCAAAACUCCUGGAAGCCUUGGAGAACCUGUUGCAUGGAAAAGAAAUGAAGGCAACCAAACCAGAAGUGGCAGCUCUGUGCAGAGGAGACUAGAAAUCUCUAGUACCUGCACAGACUAACUCCAUUCAUUGCAAAGGCUGGCCAGACUGUCCUAGAAUUCUGUAUCUAUUACAGAAGAGCAAGCAAGCUUUUACCUGACAAGAGGAGCACGUUAAAAUGGCAUCCCUUUUGGCAUGUUUCCCUGCUAUCUAUUCACCUACUAGUUCUGUUAACCUUUUUUUUCACAAGUCAUCCUUACUACUGAAAUACCUUUUAUUUGUUCGUUCAGUACCGAUUUGAAUUUGGAGGCUGUGCUUGGCACAGCCUUGUGGGCAUCAAACUGUAUUUGUGGUUUUAAUUUGGAAAACUCUCUUCAUUGCUGUGAGGAGAUGCAAACAGAUUUCCUUGGAGUCCCCAUGGGUUCUUUAUUCAUGUUUGUAAGUGAGCUGUCAAGCACUUAUCUGGGUGAGCAUUUUUUUUACUCUACUUACCCUGAGUAAAUCUGUGGUGAAAAUAACCUCCUGCAAUUGCAAGAGCAACUACUUCCUUGUUUCCAAUCUGUCAAAUCCUGCCUCAGCAGUGCAGCCUCUUGGUAUUUAUUUUCCACGUUGGAGUGGGAUUUAGUGCAAAGAAGGUUUUUUGCAGCUUCAGAAUAACACACUUUCUCAGGCUACGAUUACUUGAAUGUCAGUUGGUUGUUGUAUUAUUUGCCCAGCACUUGUGGUUAUGAAAACCUAAUAAUAAUUUAAUAACACAGUAUGACUGAAUGUAUACGUGUGAAAAAUGUUAAGACCAAAAUAACUGUGAAUUUUAACACUUUUAUAGUUGUAUUAAUGAACUGUAAUAAUCCUUGGUAUUUUUCUAUUUUUUCUGAGGAAAGAAUUACAAGUUAGAUUUAAAAAAAAAAAAAAGAAAAAGUUCCCAAACCUGAUUCCUAAAUAAGUUUGACAAAGUAAUUGGAGAGUGGUAAGCCACUGAGAGGUCUGUGCUAAGAUUCCAUCUCCCAUUAAAUGUAUGAUCUAGACUUUAUGGCCAAAGAACACUGAGUCAUUAACUCCAUGAUUAGGUUUGGUUUCUAGGGGUCUACUUAAGUGCCUAACUGUUCAUCUAUGGGAAUCUCACCCACUUGUGAAUAGUAUAUUUGAGUGUACUUGGAAAAGAAGGGAGGUCUUGUCUUUUGAUGCAUACCUAUCUAAACUGUCAAAAUAGGCUGAAAAAGAAUGUGAGUCCUAAAUGUUAGAAUUGUGGAGAAAAAGGUCUGUAUUCCUAGUGAGAAGAUAAGGAGGAAGAAAGGGAUUUGUAGCACCUGGUUUUGAGAAUCCUUAAAUAAUGGAUGGAGCUCAUAAUACUUUAGGAUAUAAUUUUAAGGGUUAAUGCUGACCUUGGAUAUGUUUUCACAGGUGUAGCAGACUUCAGUUACGUUUGUGCAGUUUCCUUUGUUUAAAAAAAAAAGGUUUUGCUGUUGACAACAUGUUGCUUUGGAUUUUUAGCAAACAUAGGGCCAGUUCUGCUCGAGUUGGCAAGAACUUUGUAUUGACUGGUACUCGUUUUCGAAAGGUAGAUACAGUCUGUGCUACUGCAUUGGUCUUGAGAGGCUAGGACUUUCUUUGGGGGCUGGGGAUCUGAUGAGGGUUUUAUAUUUUUAUAAUGAAAUGUAUUAUGAAAAUGGAAUUUAAGAAUGAAUUUUAGUGGAACAGCCUUAUAAAGAGGGCUGGUUAGCCCUCACUGAAAGAAAAUGUCUACAGUAGAAUUAUCAUAGGAAAAUUCAGGGGUGAUUAAGAAGUCUCCAGACUGCUAAAUUUAAGGUUUUUUUAACUUAAAAAAAAAACAAAAAACAAAAAGAAAAAUACACUACAGUUGUGAAAGUUUACGAUUAUUGCUUCUGAAUCAUUUCUUCUUAUACACCCACUUAAUUUCACUUCAAAAAGCAAUGUGUAGUUAGCACAGUGUUGCUGAUGCACUUCUACUAGCAUACAUUGGUUUCUGUUCUGGCUAGAAACAGGCUGCUGAGGUUCCAGAUUGCAUGUACAUUCUCCAAACCUUUUCUUUUCUCUCCCCCUCUAGUAUGGGCAACCUUUUAGUGAAAUGGCAGUUGGGAGAAGAGAGGAGGAUUUGAGCUAAUAUUGACUCUUUGCUCUAGUUAAAGCGUCUUUGCGAAAACUGUUCCAUAAUUAACCUAACUAUACUUGAAAAUGCAGGGACUGAAAAUAGAUCUUCAGUUCCUAAUUUCCACUUCCAGUUUUGAGUUUCUGUAAAUACAGUGGGCCUGCUCUCACAGCAAGGUAAAUCAGGAUUGACUGCCUCAUAAUUAAUGCCAGCAGAUGGGUUAUGGUCAUGAAAGCAGAUUUAUGCCUGUGAGAAGGGGGUCUACACGCUGUUCUGCUUCUGUCGAUGCAAAAUUUUCACUGUAGUAGAUGGGGCUGGGGGAAAGGAGUAGGACAACUGCAGCAUUCAGGUGAUGUAGCGAGCAGCACUAAGUGCAGUACCUGAGCCGCUAAAUGAGGCUUGUGAGGGGAAAGAGCUGGUUGUCAAGAGGGAAUGCAUUUCUCUUUUUUCCCUUCUUUGCCUUCACUAAAAGCUAAGAAUUAAAAUAAACUAGUAACAAUUCAUCAGCAAAAUAGCUUUGGAAAAGCAGAAUUUGGAUUUGCACUGAGGAAAAGUGCAUAUCUACGAUGUUCUGCAGGGUUUAUGAAACCCUUUUGUUCCAAAACAGGUGUUGAGGGGGAUGAGUGUAUAACUUAUACUUGAAUCUACCUGUCACGUUUACAUUUCUGAUUAUCAUCUGUAAAUUGGUGCUAUUUCUGUAUUUAAAAAGCUGUAUUUUUAAUGUAAAGCUGCUUCCAGUUUGUAUCUUUGCACUGCUAGUUUAAUAUAGAUAUUAAUUUUAUUGCUGCUUAUAACUGUUCUUCAGUUAUUAGACAUCCUGCUUUUUCUGCUCUCUAGCAAUCUUUAGUUGUUUGCAUAUAA
Molecule: messenger RNA, 5596 nt
Organism: Struthio camelus australis
Lineage: Eukaryota; Metazoa; Chordata; Aves; Struthioniformes; Struthionidae
Source: RefSeq, a predicted model, not a curated record